AGGAAAGAUUGAAAGUGACAUACACUGAUUAGAAACCGGUCCUCUGCGUUGUUAAACCCCGCUGUGACACCGCAACUCGAACUUCGCUGGUUGUUUUCUUUUCUUGCUUUUCGGUCAGAUUGCUUUUCUUUGCCCGGACUGUAUAGCGUUUUUUUCGCGGUGCGUCGCGCUGUUUGUGAACAUUUUCUCUCUCUCUCUUCCGAGGAUGAUGCCAUGAGUUUAGAGGAGAGCACACUUGUGCCACAGAGACGCCUUUUGAGCUAAAAGGCGGGCAGACGCUUUAAAGAGGGGACGAAGAUUUACAAAAAGAGCCGAACACAUUUACGUGUGUGCGCUGCUGUCCACAAACUCUCCCUUUUCUUUCCUUCUCAUCUCCGCUCGCUCCGCUGCUUUGGGCGCUAUCCACACACACACACACACACACACUCAAACCCUUCAGCCUUCACUACCAAUAAAUCAACUUUUCUUCUCUGUGGAUCUCCUGCGCGGUCUCGACUCCAGACCCAGCAGCACAGGACCCGCGUGACCCAGGAGUCGAAUCAAAGCCCAGCCCUGGAUUCAAUACUCCUGAUCAAUGGACAAAGCCUCCUCAGCGGGCAGCAGCGCUACAGACACGUCGUAAACAACUCAUUCUCUCUGGCUGGAGAUCCUCUGGGAGCCUGGAGGAGGAUGGAGCGAGGAGGGGAGAGUCCCAUCACCCAGGACAGUCCCGAGCAGAGGGGGGGCAGCCCAGAUCUCAGCGGCCUCCCGCCACCGGGGAAGAAAGGCCGGUUGGAGCUCAACGGGAGUCCCACUGGGCCACGAAUACGCCACAACGGAGCCCCACUGAGACCCCUUGGAGGUCUGAUGAUUCCAGUCUUCUGUGUGGUGGAGCAGUCAGAUGGAGGGAUCCAGACAGACGGAUGUGAGGGACGAGAGGAGCACGCAGAGUUUGUCCUGGUCAGGAAGGAUAUACUCUUCUCUCAGCUGGUGGAGACAGCUCUGCUGGCCCUCGGGUACUCCCACAGCUCUGCAGCACAAGCCCACGGCAUCAUAAAGGUGGGAAAGUGGAAUCCUCUUCCCAUUCACUUUUUGACUGAUGCUCCAGAAGCAACAGUUGCUGACAUGUUGAUGGAGGUUUACCACAUGGUCACAUUACGCAUUCAACUACAAAGUUUUUCAAAGCUGGAGGAUCUGCCCUGCGAACAGUGGAACCAUGCAACUGUCAGGAAUGCUCUCAAAGAGCUUCUAAAGGAAAUGAACCAAAGUACUCUGGCCAAAGAGUGUCCUCUAUCACAGAGCAUGAUUUCCUCCAUAGUGAACAGUUCCUACUAUGCCAACGUAUCCACUGCCAAAUGUCAAGAAUUCGGUCGUUGGUACAAGAAGUAUAAAAAAAUCAAAGGUGAGGCUAAUAGAAGAGACAACAUGGCCGACUUCUGUGUGUUGGGCCAGAGACCUCCACCUCAUCUGGCUGGCCUGGCACAGCUUGGUCACCUGGGACAGCCCUCACCUCAUGGUCCCCUCCAUCACAGCCCUCCUCUCCGUACAGGGCAGGUGCCUCCUCCUCCCCCACCUCCACCGCCUGGUGCCCUGCAGCCCCUGCUGGGCCCAGGUGGACUGCUCUCUCCUCAACUCUCCCCGCAGCUGGUACGGCAACAGCUCGCCAUGGCCCACCUCAUCAACCAGCAGCUAGCCGUGAGCCGCCUGCUGGCUCACCAGCACCCUCAAGCUCUCAACCAACAGUUUCUGAACCACCCGCCGAUCCCACGUGGUCCAUCCAAAGCUGGCGGUGACCACCCUGGAAGCAACCCCUCUGCUUCUGAAGUCUCCUCUGAAAUCUACCAGCAGGUCAGGGAUGAGCUGAAGAGAGCUAGCGUGUCCCAGGCUGUGUUCGCCCGUGUGGCUUUCAACCGUACACAGGGCCUGCUCUCAGAGAUCCUGAGGAAGGAGGAGGACCCUCGCACGGCCUCGCAGUCUCUGCUGGUGAAUUUGAAGGCCAUGCAGAACUUCCUCAACCUGCCUGAGAGCGAGCGAGACCGAAUCUACCAGGAAGAGAGAGAGCGCACUAUGAACCCUUCGGUCGGCCUUCCCCCCUCCAACUCCUCCAACCCCGGCGCACCACGCCUUUCACAGCCCAAGCCGUCUGGCCCACCCUCCGACCUCCCACUGAAGCUGGAGUCACUGGUCAACAUUACAUCAGGCAUCUAUGAUGAAAUUCAGCAAGAGAUGAAGCGAGCCAAAGUGUCCCAAGCUCUGUUCGCAAAGGUGGCGGCCAACAAAAGCCAGGGCUGGCUGUGCGAGCUACUUCGGUGGAAGGAGAACCCCAGCCCUGAGAACCGCACUCUGUGGGAGAACCUGUGCACCAUCAGGAGGUUCCUGACGCUGCCGCAGGCCGACAGAGAUCUUUCAUACGAGGAGGAGUCCAGACACCAUCAUAGCGAGAGGCUGCACACCGUCCUCCACAUGCCACAGGACACACAGCUCUUUUGCCUUUCUCGCCAGGCACUUCACAGGCCACCCCCAGGCCCCAUGAAGGAGCAUCACCUGUCUCCAAUGCGUGAAGAACCAUUGUCUGCCCCAGCGAAUGAAGAGAGGUCACAGAAUAUGGGUGGAGGACCUACAGGUGUUGCAUCUGGCACUGUUGGCGGUGCUGGAAGCAACAAGAAGCCCCGAUCGCGCACCAAGAUUUCUCUAGAGGCCCUGGGUAUCCUGCAGAGCUUCAUCCAGGAUGUUGGCCUGUACCCAGACCAGGAGGCUAUUCAUACUUUGUCCGCACAGCUUGACCUACCCAAACACACCAUCAUUAAGUUCUUCCAGAACCAGCGGUAUCACGUCAAGCACCACGGCCGCCUCAAAGACCUGGGCGAGGGUGCUGCCGCCACUGGAGGGGUUGAUGUCAGCGAGUACAGGGAAGAGGAGUUGCUUUCGGGCUCAGAGGACCCAGAGUCGAGCGAGGAUGGGGCUGAGGAGAUCUACCAGCCCACUGAGGGGAACAGUGGGAGCAGUGGGGGGCUGAACCAGCCUCCGACAUCCUCCAGCUCCAACUCCAGCCAGUUGUCUUUAGGGUCCAAUGCGGCUCAGGAGGAUUGCAAGGACAAGGGGCAAGGCAGGCUUAGUGGACCUCUUGCACCCGGGAGCUCCUCAUCCAGUCCUCGAGAGCAGGCUGACUACCAGAGGUAGAGACUGACGAACAGAGAGGACAGAGAUAAAGAGAGAAGCACGAGAAACGUAUGUUCUGUGAUAGCAAGUGAGGAAUUACUCAAGAAAUUAUGGAGGGUGGCAGCAAAGGAAGGUUAACGUCUACCCAGGCACAUUAACCAAGACAGCAUUGGGCUGAAACACUGUACAUCUGAAAUGAUCAGACAGACUGUGUACAGUACCAAACGCAGAUUUGUAGAGUGAAAUUACCUCAGUAGAAGAAAACAGGUUAUUGGUGUGCUGUGAUACGGCAGUAGUUGUAUAAAUGUGAAAGAAUACUCCCCCGAGGAACGUUUAAAUAAUUCACCCCAGAUUUUCAUUCGUAGGAAAUACUUUUUCUACUCUGACCUCGAAACAAUCGCACCAAUUUAUCCUAAUCAGCCAGGAAAGCCACGCUCCUCCUCUUUAAAGACAGAGCACAGUCAUAUAGAACUUAAUUGGUGGGCUGGGUCCUCGACAAAAGCGACGAAAUCCUCAGGACACACGCUGAUGUUGCUAAUACUUUUGCCUGCCUGAGACCGCAGGUACACAGCACUCUCUGUGCAUCUUCAAGCUUUAUUUCAUUGUGGUAAAGGCCGACAUACACACACACACAUACUCCCUGCCUCUGCCUCACAGUCACACUCCAGAAUAGUCCAAUCUAGCACUUACUGAUCACAAGGACCCUGAUAUUUAGUGGAUGUGCUGUAUUCUCGUCCCCCUUCUCCCAUCCAUCUGUCUCGCCGCUCAAAGCUGCAAAAGACAAACUGUUUAAAACUGAGUGUGGAGAGGAGCAGUGGACAGUUUGGCAGGAGGACAGCGAAGAGGAUGUGGCGUGGAGGGACCCUCACAUUCGUGUGCAAGAGGGAAAAAAUGUUAGGAAAGAAGAGACAGAGCAGCAAGCAAUCAGUCUUUCUCUAUGUGGUAGUCCACCCCUUCCACUCUUCCUCUCCAUCUCACUCUCUCCCUCCCGCCUCCUCUCCUCUCUCUAAUUGGUGCCCACAGUCUUGUGUUUCACCACACCUACCCGCACUUAAACUUCACCAACCCUAUUUAUUGCUAUCUUUAUCCAUGAUUAUUAUUAUCAUUAUUGUUAUUAUUGUUGUUAUUAUGGUUAGAGAUGCUGUCAUUGCGUGCUAUUUUUAGUUUUUAUUUCCAUGGUUUUAAAUAUUGGUUUGCAGAACUGGGCGGUUGUUUGGAUAACAAGAGACAUUAAGAGUGCCCUGCCCUACAAGAAGAGGAAGAAGAGGAAGAAGAGGAGCGGAGAGAGCGAAAGAAAAUAAAAGAAGCAGUUACUGAGUGUUAUUGGGUGAAAAAAAAAAAGCCCUGUCAAGUCGUAUUAUGCCAGUUUUCUUUGGGUUUUUUUAUAGUUCUUUUUCACAUAAAUAGAAAAUUUGCUGGAAAAAGAAGAAAGUAAAAAUGUGCUUUUUUCUGCAGUUGAUGACAAUCUACUUUUAUGAGCCAUUAAAGAAAUGUGGCAGGUUUGACUCUGUUCUUCACUUUUAAUGUCUGUAAAUACCCGACAUGGGAUAAAUUGUUGUUGAUAUACUUUUAUUUUGCUGAGUGACUUUAAUUGUUUGAGCCAGUUUGGAGAUUUUUUUUUUCCUUAAGACAACUCAGUGGAAUCGGUUCAUUUUAUUGUGAAAAGCAAAUUCAGUCACAAGACUAUUUAAAAAGAAAGCAAAUAUCUUUUUCUUUUUCUUUCUUUGUUUGGUGUCUCUUGCAGAUGUGUAAGUAAAUAGUAUGUUGGAAACAAUAUCUGAGCAUGGAUAGUGUCUCGUUUGACUAUCCCGAUUGGCUGCUACACUCAGAAAGACGACCUGCCUUUUUAAUUUUUACGUCAAUCACUCUAUAUCAUUAUGUUGUGCUUUUCUGUAUGACAGGAAUCAGGGUUAGACUCAAAUGCAGUUCUGAUGAAAUCUUAGUUCAGUUCAGUGUUGAAGUGAAUUAAAACUUGUGAAUUCAAAAA
Maylandia zebra (zebra mbuna) is the source of this 5125-nucleotide messenger RNA. NCBI's taxonomy places the organism in Eukaryota, Metazoa, Chordata, Actinopteri, Cichliformes, Cichlidae. The record is from RefSeq and is a predicted model, not a curated record.